Messenger RNA from Lutzomyia longipalpis, 1856 nucleotides. Its product is annotated as tumor protein D52. The record is from RefSeq and is a predicted model, not a curated record. Gene Ontology annotation, cellular component: cytoplasm. NCBI's taxonomy places the organism in Eukaryota, Metazoa, Arthropoda, Insecta, Diptera, Psychodidae. The transcript is spliced from 6 exons. The coding region runs from base 339 to 1379 and encodes 346 amino acids.
AAAGAGGAAGACAGAGAGAGAGAGCCGAGUUAAAGAGUGGAGCGCAAUUUGCUGGGAGGGAAAAAAAGCAAAGAAAUUUUUAGAAACCUGUUACGUUUCUUCAUUGUACGUUUGUUACUCUGACAGAGUUAGUUUUGCUGGCAAAACAAGAAAGAAAUUAAUUUCUUCAAGACAAAGUUGUGGGACGUUCUUUUCCUCCGUAGUUAAUGGUGGUUUGAGGAAGGUGUGUGUGCCAAAGGAGUGAUCCUCCAACAAGAGAAGGAGGACGCAAUGUUGGGGCGUGUGAGGCUGUGAAAGUGCUGUGAAGCGUGUAAAGUGAAAAGAGAGGUGCGAGAAAAAUGGGUGAAGAUGAUCCACCAAGUUUGGAAUACAUUGAGGAUCCUUACUUCCCAAAAUUGGAAAAUGGUGCUACACCAUCCCUCGAUGAGGUGACCGAAUUUGAUCAUCGUACCUUCCUUGGGGAUGACGAAGCAGCCAAUUGCGAGUGGUCACGUGAAACUGAACUCUACCUGCGAUCACUGACCCUCGAUCAGCUACUCGGUGUGCCAGAUGAUGAACUCCAGACGGUCGAGGCGGAAUUUGUUCCUGCCACAAGUACACGAGGACUCUCCCUGGCCAGGCGUAUACGUUUGCUGACAAGAAAAAAAUUGCGUGAUGUGAAAGUCACAUUCAUUGACUUCUCAAAGCCAUACCUCGCUCGGAUUUCGAGCAAUGAGAAUUACAAGAAAUUCCUCCACUUUGGAGACAGGGCUGAGAACACCUCAGCCAAGCUUUCCGAUGCAUCUCCCGGAUCUGUGGGAUCUGCCGUUGAUGUGGUGGAUGAGCUAGCGGGAUUGUCAAUUGAAGAGCAGGAACGUCAAAAGGCCGAAUGGAGUCAGGAGCUGUCUCGCGUGGAGGAAGAGAUAACAACCCUCCGCACUGUUUUGGCCUCAAAGGUGCGUCAUGCCAGUGAGCUAAAGCGGAAGCUGGGCAUAACUGUGUGGCGCGAGAUCACCGAUGACAUGAAUCAGGGCAUUAAGAAUGUCAAGGAGAGCAAUGUUUAUCAGACAGUCGAGACGAAGGUGGGCAAUAUCACAAGAGCUGUCCAGGAAACUCCUGUCUAUCAAAAGACGGAGAAUGUCUUCAAAUCAGCAGGUGAGAAGACAUCAUCACUCUUUGGGGGCCUAACGACGAAAAUCAGUCAAAUGAAGAAUUCGGAAUCCUUCAAAUCCUUCGAGGAAAGGGUUGGCUCUGCAUAUGAGAAUGUCAAGGUAAGUGCGACGAAAGUCUCCAACAGCCGUUCCAAUAGCGUCCAUAGUUUUAGCGACUACCACGAGGAAUCGAGAACUUCAACGGCCCCCCAAUCACCAAGCAUUCCGGAAGAGAAGCCUCUCAAGUAAAAUGAAACGAAGAAUCAUCCACCGGAAGGCAGAAAAAAGAUGAAUCUACGACGCAUCAAGAAUUUUUCCUAAAAAACGUAUAGAGAGAACAAUAUAUCGUCCCCCUUUCCUCAAGCAAAGAGAGAAGGAAGAAGAAAAGAAUCCAACACUGUUGAACAUUGAACAUUUUUUUAUUGAACAUCUCUAUUUUUUUCCUUUACACGAAUUAUAAUUUUUUUUUAAAUAUUCAAUGUGCACAGAGAGAUUGCAUUAACUAUUAAUUAAUUAUAUAAUAAUAAUAUUUGUCUCUUCAAGAAAACAACAAAAUUACUGUGCCUAAAUGGUGAAUUUACGUGUGUAUGUGUGGCUGGGAGGGUAAUUAAAAAAAAAAAGAAAAAGGAGAAAUGUUGGGAGAAAAAAAGCUCUAUCUUACAUUCAAUUAUAUAUACGGCAAAUUGCAGAUUUAUAUAACUGGCUAAAUAAAUGUUUUAAAAUCAA